Molecule: messenger RNA, 31150 nt
Organism: Grus americana (Whooping crane)
Lineage: Eukaryota; Metazoa; Chordata; Aves; Gruiformes; Gruidae
Gene: CDHR1
Product: cadherin related family member 1
Exons: 23
Coding region: 27477-30071 (864 amino acids)
Biological process (GO): adherens junction organization; multicellular organism development; cell-cell junction assembly
Cellular component (GO): adherens junction; catenin complex; plasma membrane
Molecular function (GO): calcium ion binding; cadherin binding
Source: RefSeq, a predicted model, not a curated record
CCACACAGAUGAUUUCCAGUUCCACUGGCUAGCGUCUUUUUGGGGAUGUUUCCGAGAGGGAAGAUGCUGAUCUACACUUAAUUCAAAUGGUUCGGUUAGUGUAACCUGUUGCCUACUGAGUACAGCCAGUGUUGCUUUUAUGUCUGUCAUACUGUAAUAUUUUUAGUCCCUUCAAUCGUAGGGAAGAAACAGUGGAUUGUGAAGAACCUUGUUGCAACUCCUUUGUGCCCAAAGGUAAUACGGCACAAUCUAGCUCCUGUCACUGUUAAAGCUGAAGGAAAAUCUGUAGUACUUAGAAGAAAUCUCUGGGUCACGUAAAGUGUAAGUAGCCUGUUUAGAGGUUUUUAUCUUUUUAAGCAAUUUCAUACCCUUAAUCAAUUUCUACGUACUGUUGCUGUAGCUGAACAAAUUCUGAAAUCUACAGGCAACUGUCUUACAACAAAAUUCUAAUACUUGUCUGUAAUUAAAUUGGUAAAACUCCUUUUGUCUGUAUUCUGAGCAAAGUUUUAGAGGUUGACUGUGAACCAAGAGAGAGAUUCUGGACUGUUCUAAACAGUAAGGUGUAGAACACAACAUUCUACUUCAGGGAGGUGUUUGCAUGGAAAGGGAGACCAACAGGAAGGUCUAAUGACCUUUUAAGAAAAAAAAAAAAAAAGGCCAAAUAGUGCCUGAGGAAGGAUAAGCAUUCAUUGUAUCAGUAGGAAAAUACUGUUAGUGCUGUCUAGUGUGGAUCUCCAAACAGGGAAGAACAAGAUUAAGAGUUGUUCCUUCACGUUUGAAGUCCUAAAUGAAAAAUUAAGAUUUAUCUUAAUUAAGACAGCUCUAAUUUGGGGCAGGGGAAGGCAUGAAAAUCUAAAAUGUCAUAGUUUGGUAGGCACAAGAGUGCACGUUUUUUUCAGGGAGAGCAUCUGUGUGAGAACUUGUGCUGGGUUACUGUCAGGCUACUCUUGGAAUGUGAACAGACAACUUGAAAACUUUCUAGAACUAAAAAAAAUGUUUAGAUUUAUCAAUAGAACUUACUAGGGUGAUGUUCCUCUAAGCAAUUUAUUUUGGGGUUGGUUUUGUUCCUCAAUUGAGAGGUCUAAUUGUAAAACUUGGGAGAUUCUUUAAGUAGGUAUUAGGGUCCAUUUAAGUAUGUUUGCUCAGCAGCUUUGAGAGCAAAUACAGCUGAGGAAGCUGUAUUUUUUUUGAUCGUCUAAACACUAAAUACUUGCAGAAGGAAAUGAGGUGCUUUAUAUCCUGAAUUUCAGAUCUGAAAAAGCUGAUAAACACUGUGGUUAGACUUUUAAUGCACUGUUUCAUACGCUCCUCUAAACUAGGAAGGGAAAAUGGUUGUUAUUGGAAGGGUAUAAACUCAUAGAAAUCCAAAACUAGCUGAGGAGUAAAACUUGGGGUUUUUUUUCUUGAAUAAGGAAUGUUAAAUUUAUUUUGUCCUGUCCCUAGGGGGCCCUUCAUUGCCACGUUUUAACAGUUGGUUAUAAAGUCCUGGGUUUUCCCUGUUUUGAUUCACUGUUGGAUCAGGUUGAAGAGGGUUAUAUGUACUUGGAUUCCCUUAUUGACUUUUAGUAGACACUACAGAAUUUUGCUAGGUGUUUUUAAAUAACUACUUUUAAGGGGAUUGAGAGAGAAAUGGGUCACAAAAGCAAGCGAGAUCAGAUGUUUUAAUGAUUUUUCUCUUUCAGGUAAAUUCGUAUUUAAGGAAAACAGUUUUCAUGUUUUCAAGUGAGAUUUAAGAAGUUUGGUAUUGUUUAGUGAGAAGAAGCUUGAGCAGCUACUUAACUGACAACAGAUACAGGAGAAAUACAUGUUUGUGUGUAAGCACAGCAGGAAAAAAAUGAAUUGUAAGUUUCCUUAGCCAGAAACAGGACCAUAUUAAAAUCAUGAUAAAAUAGGAUAACACCCAGGAACACAGUUCAAGGGGGAAAAUUCAAAACUUGCUACAGGUUGAUGAGGGUUGUGGUUAUUUCAAAGUCUUCAAGUCAUUGUUGGAUCUCAUGCUAUAGUGCAGUGGUUACUAGGAAUAACGUUUUGGUAGAAAUUAUGCAGGAUGUUGGGCUGAAUGGUCAAGUUAUGGCCAUUUUUAGGCUUGAGGUAUGAAAGUCUUUAGUAAUUACAUAGUAGUGGCACUUGAGUGUCUGUUUCAUCAGAUAAGCAAGGCUGUCAAAAACUUUAUUCACUUUGACUGUAGUUGCGUUAAUGAAUUACAAGGGAAGAAAGUGGGGGUGAGGUGGAAAAGAUUUUCUGGUUGUUUUUUUUUUUACAGACAGUAAGACUGAGAAUCUACAAUUUAGUGGCUGCAGUGGAUUCAAUCACAUUGGUAGCUCAUACCAAUAAAGGUGGACAAAGAUGUGUGCCGUGUUUCCAGGUUGGUUAGUCAGGUAAUCCAAGGCAGCAAGAAUUGCUUCAAGAGCAACAUCUUUUGCCCGUGCGCCCUUUCAUAGUGGAGUAUGUGUGUUGGUGGCGCCCAACUGGGGCAGUGAGGCAAGUGUGGGUGUUGAGUGGGAGUGGUACUUUGUGUCCGUUGUGCCUAUUCUCUGACAACUAAGAGCUCCACAAAAAAAAGCCAGCUGAGAGUGUAGUAUUUGCAGCACACACAUUGGUUACAAAGCCAAGAGCUCCUUUUGUCCUCAGGUUCUCUGUGGUUCAGGGAAUUAGGUAAAGUUCACUGUAAAUGCUACCUAAGAUACAGUGGGAGAAGUGGGAAGGUAUAAAAUGUUCUUAAGCAAACUGGAAAUGGAAGACUAGAAGCAAUGAACUAGGGUCAUCUUCAGGCUUGCCCAGAAGGAAAAGUCUUUAACAAAUAAGGUUGAAGAAUAUACAAAAUUUUGAUACUGAAGUGUGUCAGGGAAGUGGUUGGACACAGGAGAUGGAAUGAAAACACAGAUUACUAUAUAGCCUGCUAACCUGUGUCUUUAGAGUCCGUCAGCUGGAAGAUUGAGGCAUUUGUACAACAGUAAUUUUUAAGGCACUAAUUUUAUGAAAGGAGCAGUAAAUGUAUUGCGUCUUUGCAGUCGAAAAAAGGGUGUUGCUGUUUGCCAAGGUGAGUUGGGGGCUGGGAAGGAAAUUGAGUGCAGGGGUAAGUAUUUCUGAAUCAUCCAGGGAAAUAAGGGAUGCAUCCUUAGAUUCGUGUUACUAAUGUUUUAUGUUCAAAAGCCAUAAAGGAUGUCUCUCAAAUCUUGAAAAGAGUAGUUUGGGUUCUUAUCAAUAAAUUAAGGCAUGCUCCAGAGUGUCUUUUUGCACUUGCCAAAAAGAAACUAGAUAAACUCUUAAAAUUGCUGUCUUUGAGGAGUCUCAUUUCUGGAGGCGUUAUGCUAAUAUAAGAUUUGUUAAUAUUUUGUUAAACACUCAUGCCACUCUAAGAAGAAUCUGUAUUUUGUAUGUGAGAAUUUCUUAUAACCAGGUUGAAGCAGCUGCUUGUGGCUUAAGGAGAAUAAGACAGUUGGAACAAAUGGUCUUGUUAAAAUUGGAGAGAAAUGAGCUUUUGAGCUGUGAGAAGGCAGGGAGCAUUAAGCACUUUCAGGAUACAAAGUUAAUUUAAUUCAACCUAGACUAUUUACGGUGAACCAAAGUAGUUGUCUGGGAAUAUGUGCUGAUCUCCAUUUUCAAAGGGGAAGGGUAUGUUGUGUGAAAACUGCAGGCUGUAGUUGUAUUCACUGUAUUAAAGGCAGUAAUGACAACUUCUGGGAUAUAGUAGCUGCGAGAGACCAGAAUGAAGAGCAAGGCUGAGAUUAUAGUUUCUCCUAGCAGUUUAUGGUGAGUUGAUAAUCACUUAGGAGACUGUCCUGGAGCAGGGUUUAAAACAUCUUUUGCAGAGCUUUUUCAGCAGGUGUCCUGCCACUACUCAGUUUGUGCCCUACAACUAAAGCCUCUGCAGAGCUGGCAGCUAACAUGCCUGUGAGUUUUGUGUGGUGGUUGUGGUCUCUAAGCUCUGUGUGUUCCCUCUUCUGUCUCUUCACAGCUCACUCUUCUGGAUAGCCUUGCUCUAUUAAGUUGGGGCUGGUAGCUGUACUUACUUUGCUUAGUUUUAACUUUCUUCCCACAGGCAACAUGGUGAAGGUAGAAUAACAGAUGUGUCCCUUUUCUCCUUGGUUUCUUACGUGAUUUCUGUUCCCUUGUCUUUCAAGGCCUUGAGUGUGAUGAUGGACAGUUUAUUUGGUAGCUGUAGACUCCUAAAGAGAGAGUGCGCUGAAACAAAGUGAGGCUUCAGUCCAAAAACAUUUACAUUGGAUGCAGUGUGAAGUACACUAUGCGUGAAGGAAAUGUUUUCUUCUUGUGGUAUUCAGUCCUCUAGUUCAAGCAAGAUGUGAUUUAGGAAAGUGUUCUUGACAACUAAUCUGCCAGAGCUCACACCUCUGUGACAGGGUGAUGAGAGGAGCUGCAUAACAACCUCGUUAUGGAAGCAGAUCAGUUCUCGUUCCAUGUCCCCUCUUCUUCCAGAGUGGGGAAAAACAUGCCUAAACAGGGAGGGUUAUCCGUCUUGCUAUUUACCAUGGCUCUAAAAGAUUUGUCCUUCUUUCGCUCUCAGUUGCUGCUUGAGGAAGCACUUUUUCUUUGGUUUUUUCCUUCUUUCAGAAUGAUGAUAGAAGAAUACAAGACACUAUUGGGUCUUUCAUACAAAAUAACUAGUCUGGUUGCCCAAUGCUUAGUUCCGGAAAACUUAGUAUGAGGAAAUGAAGUGAUACAAUGACACAUGUCUGGGCAGGCAUUUCACUCUUCUUUUUCCUGGAUAAGGUGUUUAAUUCAGCUGGCAAGCCUCCAAAGCAGAAAAUACCGUGCAGCUGUCAGCCUUUAGGGCUUCUGGAAAGAUUUUGUGAUUGAUCUGUGUAUUGAUAUCUAUCUUAAAAACAUAGAUAAACCCUGCCUGUACUGAUCCAAUAGGAGGUGGUUUCAGGGAUAUCAGAGGGAGUUUGUCAUUCUGACUGGGUAAAAAUGCUCUUAUUUUGUGGCCUGUUCCUGGUUCUGUACCUUGUGGAUACUCUGAUCAUUUAACACAACCAAAAUAAGUUGGUAAUACGAAGUCCAGAACUUCAACUAAGUCGUUUAGAGGCUAAGGCUGUCUGCAUUUCUAUAAUGCUACAAGUUUCAGCAUCUCUUCUUCCUGCCACCUCGUACAGAGAGACGUUUGUCCAGAGAGAAUGUUCCAUCAUUUGAUUUAGUGUCAGCUACUUGUGUCAGCUUGUACAAGCUAAAAUCCCGUGAUCCAGUUCACUGGGCACCAUUUCAAUGCAAUGAACACAGUCUGUCCCCCAAAGCAUUUAUGGUCGCCUCAGCUGUAUUUAUGUGACUAGGAAGGAGUGGAAGAAAAAACACAUACUUCAUCAACAAUGGUUUUACUUUUAGCUAGAAAUUUGGUGGGGUAGCAGAACUCAAGCUUUUAUUGAGAGCCCAAGCUUUGUCUGAAUCCGUCUCUGUAAAAGACAUAAGUGAUGGGAGAGUGAGCUUUUUGCAUUUCAGCUCAGCUUGUACUUCUCAUUCCCUUGGGGCUCAAAUAUAACUUGGAAACAUACCUGGAAUUUUGUUUCCUUACAUUAUCUUGGGCGGGGGGAGGAAUCUGAUGAGUUACUUUUGCUCUUACAAUUUCUUCAGAAAUCCUGAAGGGAUUUAUUGCUUUAAGAAAUGUAGUUGUUCUUGUUUGGUUUUGCAGUUUGGAGAUUUUUUUACUUUUUUGUGGUAUCAUUUUUCUUAGAAAAGAUGGUGAUAGAUGAUGGUGUAUUUGUACUGCUGAGGAGGAAUAAGUGAUCUUCAUCCCUGGAUGGACCAUCACUGCAGUCAGGAAUAAGAUGAAUACAUAAUAUAUCGAAGUAGGAAUACAUAAUAUUUUACAAGAUUACUCAUUCAAAAAAGAAAAAAAAAACAAAACCAACAACCCAUUGUCUUUCAGUUUAGCUCCUGUGUACAAGUUGGUAAAAAGAAAUAUCUUACAAUAGCGCUAAAGAUUUGUUCAGAAACGUAAUGACAAUGUCUGCAAGAGCAGACCAAAUGGCAUCAAAACCAAGUGAAGGAAUUAACAAAGAUAGCAUGUCUUUCUGAACCUAUUCCCAUUCAUCGUUGGCAAAGGAGAGGUUGUUAGAUCUAAAAGUCAUCACUCUGAGACAAGUUGGGCAUGUGUGAAUGAGACAUUUGUGUUUCUAGAGUGUGUUGGUUCUGCGUUAUACUUGUGUUCAGAGGCUGUUCUUGCUUGGUAAAAUGGGGGUGGGUGAAUGCUGGGUUAGUGGCUGAGCCUUGUGCCAGUGGGUUACUUGCCUUUGUAGCAGCUGGCCUCCCAGUGCCAGAUUACAGGUCCAGGCAGCCAUCCUCACUGAGGGUUGCCACAGACUGAUGUACUGUUUCUUGUGUUGCAAGAACCCAUCUCCUCUAUUAUGAUGACUAAAAGUCAUAAAUAAAAAUCCAAUUCUUACUUAAAUACUAUGUGUAAGGGUUAUUUAAAUGCAUUUUUCUUUUGUCAAAAUAAGUCCAUUUCAAAAUUUGAAGUGAACUUAUGGCAACCAUUUUUAAAUUCUAAGAUUGCUGUAAACUGAACAUCAUUUAUCAAAGUAAAAAUAAGCUGCCUUACCAAAUUCUUAUCAAAUAUUGAAGAGUUAAAAAAAUUGUCCUGCUCUUUAACGUCAGCAGAAAUAGGGAGAAAUCAUCUUUGUCUUCUGGAGUGCAAUUCAAGUUUAUAAAGGCACGGUAAGUGUUAUUGUUUUAUAGGUGUGCUAUAAUAUAUUGGUUUCAUGAAGGCCAGUGCAUAUUACCUCGCACCUUCCAGCAGCGGUACAGGUGGGGCAAGUUGGAUGAAAAUUGUAAAGCUGAUUACACUAAAUAUUUUCAUAAGGUAAGAACUAAAUUUAAUCUUGUAUUCUGCUGUGCGAACUGAAAAUACAUGCAUGAGUCAGGUCUGGCCUUCUUGCUUAUACCAGCUGACUGUAAAGUAUACUUUCUUAGGAAAAUAACCGAUUUAUAUGCUUGUUAACAAAGUUGAAGUAAAUGAUGCAGCUGCUUAUUUAGAUCAUGAUUUAAAGUAGAAUUACUUGAAACAUAAUGGAAGUCCUUAGAAACAUCAGCUGUAGUCAAUAUUUAGGAUCAGAUUUUAAUUAAUUGCAGGAUAAGCAUAUGCUUUGUCUUUAAUGUUCUUUGACACGCAUAAAAAGGAAUUCCUGUAAAAGGUGGGGAAUUUUUAGCCAUGGUCUGUUUACAUAUCAUUGAGUCAUGCCUGGACCUGCAAAAAAUCCCACAGUUUCACAGUCAUAAUCGGGUGUGCCAGUUGUCCUUUUUGUAUACGCAUAAGUACAAACACAGAAGCGCUGGCUGUAGUGCUGAAAAGAAGGAAAUGGAAAAUUAGUAGGCAUAAGAAAGGAGCUGAACGUACUUCCAAGAACAGCAGUUACAGGACUAGGUAGAGCAGGAUUGAUGGCCAGCUGGGUGUGUGCCCUUUGGGAAAGAAGGCAACAUAGUCAAGGGCGUAAGGCAGAGGAAGAGCUCUGACAAAGACUGAGUCAAGAACCCCCCCGCUACCGCUAUUCUGUGACUUAUGAAGGAGCAGCAGGGAUAAAUAUUGGAAGAAAGAAAAAUCAGCCCUUGUAAAGGCAGGCAUUUGUCCUAUGGGUAAUGGAUAACCAACACCUGUAUAGGAUCUUAGCAAUGGAGGGAGGAAGGAAGGGUAGAGCUGUUAACAUCAAAGAAUAAGUCGCCUUACCACAGCAGCAAGGAAUUCAUGAGUGCCAGGGAAAUGAGGAGACUGUCAGCUGUAUUGGCAGGAGUUACGUGAGCAGAGCCUAGCAAAAGUCACAAAUUUAAAACUUACCUAAUUCUCUAGUAGGUGAAUCUAGUGUAUUAAAAUGAUGAAUAUUGAAAGCAGAAUAAGCAUGUACUGAGCUCUGAAUGUGAAAAGAAGUGUUUGUACCUUCUUUGGGUAUGCAAAAAGUAGUAGUGCCUUGUAGGCAAGGGCCAUAUUUCGUAAAAAUUGAUAUGGCAGUUAUGGUUAUAUCAACCAACUUUGAACCUUUCCUUAAGGAAAUAAUGUGUACAAAUAUGAAAUAAGAUCAAGAGUGGAUACUAAAGUCUCCUUUUUAAAUCAUAAUUUAAAAUUCAUUAUUUGAGGCACUUUAAAUCAAUGUCUUCCGUAGUGCACACAUACUACAGUUCCAUUGUAGUCCUAGUCUAUGAAAUGCUAACUUAAUUACAGGCUCAAGUUUUGCCAUAGCUGUAGUGUUCCUUAGUAUAUUUGUCAUACUAAAAGUCCCCUUGAAAAGCAGGGGAUUUUAACGAACACUUGAGUAAAUAGCAACAAAAGCCCAUGUUAACUUGAGCCACUUUUGUCCUUCUGGCCAUAAUUAGGCAUGUCAGUCAGAAAUAUGUGGAUAUAUUUGUUAGUGUAUACAGAACACAAAGCUUGCUUAUACAGGAAAGGAAUGGAAAACUACAGUCAUGAGGAGGGUUGGGGAAGUAGUCUUGGAAUAUAUGGGUUUCAGGAAGGCAGUUGAUGAUGGGAGUUGGCAUGGCUACAGCAAGGUGAAUGUCAUGAUGAAUAGGCGAGGUAGCAAGGGUGUGCUGUGAAAUCGAAACAGGGCUGUCACUGCAGCCAGGGAGGGUUUGGGCUUCCUGGCAGUGGGCGAGAGCUCCUUCAGCUCAGUGGGGAGACUGGUGAUGGUAAGACAAACCCGUCUCUCAGUGGAGGGCUCCAGCUUCUUACAAGAUUUUGAAAGCUAACUUGUUUCAGCUUGGCAUAUGCAUCAGCAGGUUUCUAGCCACAACGUAUUAUGUGAAAUUAUCCUGAAUGGGCAAUUUAGCCCAUGUGACGAGUUGGAAAUUUUAUGCUUGAACUUUCUCUCCCAUGAGGAAUGAUGGUUGAGUCUAAGCAUGUGUAUGAUUUAAGACUGGUUCAAAAAAAAGAACACUUAGGUUUUCCUGCACUUGUAUUUUAUUGAAAAGUCAAAAUAUUUCUGCCAAAAAGCAGACUCAUUCCUUGGGAAAAAAAAAAAAAAAGCUUAAGUUGGGGGGGGGAAUUAAUUAAACAGUUGCAAUAAAAAAGAUUGUUCCCCUAUUACCAGGUUAUAAUAAAGGAAAAAGGACAGUGGGGCAGAACUGGAUGACAGAGAAAAAGGCAUGGGAGUGACAGAAGGGAAAAAAGUAGUGUGAAAAGAGAACAGACUAAGGGAAAAAACUGGAGGUGACUACAAACAGCAGGUGAGGAGAUAUUUAAAAAGCUAACCUAAAUAAGCGUAAUUACUGGCACAGAUAUGCUAAGUAGGGGACACAGGCAGCCAGCAAUGGCAAAGGUUAUGUGUAGAUUAUGUGCAAUAAAGAUUAAAAAUCAACAAGACUAAGGAUAGUUUCUCUUACAGAAGGUGAUGUGUAUUCAGCAGAAUGGAUGAGAGUAUCUAGGCUGCAGAUGCUGUACACAUUGGAGAAGAGAAAAUACAGAAACUGACUGUUCUGCCACUCUCUGGAGUAGCGAUCACUGAUCCUCUCUGGUCUGAGGGCCAAAAAUACAUUGCAGGUAACAUCUUCUAUUGGCUCAACCAAAGCUUUGGAGAUAGUGGCGGCCUCCCUUGGCAGCAAGCAGACUUGGAGGUUUGUGAGCAAUACUGCAGACUUAUCUGGCGAAAUCCUCCGUGCUCUUUUUGGCACAACAGCUUUUAAGCAAGUAGUUGGUUUGGCUUCUCCAAAUUCAGAAUGGGAAAUACAAGAGCAGGCUGAAAGGCAGAAGUGUAAACCGUGUAAAACUAUUCCUCUGGGCAGACAGCAGAGCUUCCCACCACCUGCUCCAUUUCCCCUCUGAGGGGUAUUUGGGCAUGCAGUGAUAAGUAUACAGGUUUGCCUCAUUUCCCAUCACAGUAGCUGCAAGGCUUGGAUUGCUGUAACAGAGGAGACCAAGUAGCAGCCUGCCUCUUCCAAGCAGAAAACAGCUGGGGCUUCCAAGUAGUACGUGCUGCUUUCUUGCUUGGGGUCGAUGGUAAAGUUACAAUGCAGUUAUCCAUAUUUAGAAAAAUAAGUCUUUGUAAACACUCUUGUCAAUAUUUUGUUGUAAAUAUUUUAGAAGAAAAAUGUUUCUUUUUUGAGGUAGGUGUUGGCAGCAGCUGUAACGCAUUUAACAUUCCAACACUUUUUCAGUUUAAUUAAAUGAACAUAGCUGGAAAUGACAGUAGCCAUCAUGUGAUGAGGUUCUCUUACACAACUCAUUUCCCAUCUCACCUGCUUACCUUUCUCUUCUGUAUUCAUUUUUUAUUUCUUAUUGUGCACAUAGGAAGAGAAGGCAAUGGUUCCAUUCAAUGCUAAAAAGAGAUGAAAAAUUCUUUGAGUAUAAAGUCUUAGUAGGUUUGAGUUAAUAUGUGCCUUUUAUGAGAUUUUUUUAGUUUUGGUUGAACUUUAUGUUUGAGGAAGAAAGCCAGUUGGGUGAGGCAGCUGCCAUUUUAGGAGACAGAUGAGAUACACACAGUGAUGUGAUUUUUUUUUUUCCUUUUUUAUUUUUCUGUUAUGAACAAAGAUAUCUUAAUAUCAACAGAGUCAUUCUUGGUGAGGGGAGAGAAGGGGAGAGGGGAAGAUAUUAGUUUUUUGUUAACAGAGAAGCAUGAGAAGACCUUGAGUGUAAGUUUCAGAAGUAACCACCUUAAAAUCGGUGAAAUUAAAAUUGUUUGAGUUUUUUUGGCAUGAAAGCUUUAACCAUUUAUCCCUGGAGACACUAUGUCUUUCGAUUAUAAACCAGGGGGUCUUUUUCUGGGUUAUCAUUAAAACAUUCUAUUCAUGUGGUUGCUACCUAUAUAUGGUUGUUAUGCUAAGUCACAAAAUUGACUUGACUGCAAAACAAGACCUUUCCUUGGUUUUUUGGUUUGGGUUUUUUUUUUCCCCUCCAGGAAAACAAAAGCAACACAGCUUUUGGAAGAAAUCUUUCAGUCAUGCUCAAUGUACAAUUUUUGUUUGUAAAAAAGCCAAAUUAAUUCAACUAGAAGCAUAUGUAGUGAUAUAUCUUAAAACAUGUUAUUUCCUUUCCUGCUUUCAGACUCCACACAUGCAUCCCUUGUUGCCCCAUCUUUCCCAGAUAUUUCAGUAGGACCUGGGAUUCUAAAAAAAACAUAUGGAGAAUUUGGUUUGGGGUCAACUUGGUAGAAAAAGCCUCACUGACCAAAAUUUAAGACAUUGUAAUUUUCUAGGUUUUCACAGGCUUAAAUAUGUAGGACAAUUAAAGACUUCAAGAUUUAAGUGAUAUUUGAUUCAAGAUUUAAAAGUGCAGUGGGUUGAAUUCUGUGGAAUUAGGCUUAUAUUGUUUUUUACUUUCUUAAUUAUCGUAGCCAUACUGAGAAUCUCUGUUAACUGCUUAUAUCUAGACUCCCUUGCGAUGAUAAUUAUUGUCCUGUAUUGUGGAAUGUCAUCAUGUAUACGUCAGCUUGCCUAGAACUUUUCUGAGAAAGUGUAAUAGAGAUAAAAUACUGUAGUCAUUAAGUAAGAUAAGUACUUGCUUCAGUGCUACUACUAUUCAGACAGCCUGAUUGAAAGUUGCGGAAAAAUUACUCUCCUACCUGUCCUUUCACGUUCCUUAUUGAGAUUUCAGAUCUUCGGCAAACCUUAGCAAGUAGGCUGACUAGCCUGCUAAAUUUCCUAGUUCAGUUUAGGUUAUUUGUUUGUUUUUUUCCUUGAAAACAAAUCAUGUCUACUUAUUCUACGCUAUCUGUGCAGGUAUUUGGUAGAUGCAGUAAGAUUGUCACUGCUCAAAGUCUCUCGCUGGAUAUUUUGAAAGAAAAGACGUAACAAAACCAGCAGAAAACUGUCUUGCUUCUGUUGUCUUCAGUCACCAUUAAGGAGAUAAUUGCAAGGGCUAUAUGCUGUGCUUAGACCUUCAGUACAGCUUGCCUGCCUGUACCUUUCCUCCUUAUGUUUUGGAGUGGCUUUGCUGGCAGUGAAUUACUAUCUAGCCUGCUUUUCUUCUAUUUAAUAACAUUUGGCUUAAUAUGUGUAAGAAUGAAAAUAGUUUGUAAAGUCAUAUGUCCGAUCUAAAAUCUCAUUUUCUUCCCCAUGCCCCCUCUCAUCCUUAGCUUUGUUGUCAGGUACUACAGGAGUUAAGGGGUAACUACCACAUCUUUACAAGAGUAUUACUUAGCCAAGAGAACUGAGAAUUUCCAUCUUGAGAUCUUGUAGUUUAACACACUGUAGAGGAAAGUCGCUUGCCAUAUUGUUAAAAUCAAGUGAGUGUUUUCCUGAGCAAGACUGGACAGGAAUACAGUCAAAGGUUUUACUGAAUUGUGGUGGGAUGGAGUGCACCAUGUAACUGACAUAAAUGCAAGUUUGAAAUUCUUUGGUACUAAAUCAACCUUGGUCUGCUAAAAUGGAAAGUUGCUGAUGAAAUGGAAGAUUAUUUCAGGAAGGCCAGGCUGAAGAGAUUCUGCUGUUACCAGCUUAGAUUUCAUUCUGUGCUCAAAGCUGUACGAGCCACACUUUCUUCUCCGUUUUGAGUUCAUCCAAAGCAAUGUAACAUUUCUGUUGGUACACUGAAGCUGUAAAUUUGAUUCCGUUAAUAAAGUGAACUUCGGAGAUGUUUCUAUGUCAGAAAGUCUUCCUAUAAUGCUUCUAGUUUAUAUGUUUUAUGUAACUAGUUGUCUUUAUAAAACACUUAACUGAUAAAAUCUACUUUGGUAAUAGUAAUUACUGUUCCCUUUUUAGAGGGGAGAAUAGAACUUUUCUACAAAUUAAAGGAUUGAUUCUGUGUUAACCAGCAAAAAUGUUGAUUUUAAAAGUACAAGAUGAGGGCUCACAUCCAUGUUUCAAGUGUGACAAUUAGAUGCUGCCAAACCUAAACCUUUGCUUUAUUUAAGAGACUCAGCUCUGCAGCUGAUCCCUGCUUGAAGGAUCUUUUCUUUUUCUUUUUUGCAUGCUCUCUGAACCUUGAUACUGUGUUGAAUUUGAUGGACUUCUUAAUCUUGAUAGUUAACUGGAAUAUCUGUAACAGACUUAAUUAUCCAGAUAUAAUAGAUUGAGAAGUUAAUAAUAAACUCAGAAAUCUGCUGUUUAACCAGCUGUCAUGUUAAUUAUGUUAACAAUACAUUGGCAAUUGUGUGGUUGGUUUGUUUUUUUUUUUUUUUAAAAACACUCUGGGUUGAGUUUGGCUUUUUGGUUCCAGUUCACUGUCCACACCACUGAAAUGAAGCUGUGCUCUCUGCCUUUCCAAGCAGCCAAAGGAGCACACAAGGUCACCUAAGGAGGCUGCUGUGAACCACAGGACAAACACUCUGCAUUGGAGCAUCCAUAUAUACUCUUAUACUCAAAGCCAGGUUGGAAGGUUAAAAGAGUCUGCUGCCCAAAACUACCUAAAAUCAACAAAAAAGCGCAUAAAGGUACGAAUUUCAAAAAGGCUCCGAUGGAAAUAAGGAAGUACUGCAAGCCUUGUCCUCAGCUUCUGGUGGUUCCUGGACCCCUUCCACAGUUAAAAUGAGCAGACUGAGAGCAGAGUGAAAAGUAUCUGCCUGCCAGUGCAUCUCACAGUGCUUUGCUUGGUUGAGGGGCCUCCUUUCGCAGAUAGGGCAUGAGUGUAUAUUACUUUUGUUUGUUUGUUUGGGAAGGGCUUCAGUCAGUACUGUUCAUUCAGUCAGUACUGUUCAUUCAUUCACUCAGGCUUCUUCAUCUUGUUAAUAUUAGCCUGGCAGCUAAAGAGUCAGGCAAAGCUGUCUGGCUGCCAUGGGACUUUGUGUCACUUGCAUGUUCCUCUACACCAAGUAGGGAUUUAACCCCUCAAAUUAGAGGAGGAGAGCUGGCUGAAUCACUUUGGUUUGCAUUUUUGGAUUGCCUGAAAGGUGGGAAAGGGCUGAUGUUGUUUCUAGUUAUCAGUAUAUAUGCAUAUUUAACCUUUUCUAUGAAUGAUUUGUUUUAUAUUGGCAAAAGGAUUUUGUUUGUAGCUAGGCACAUGAUGAUUUUUCCUGCAGCCUUUGCUCUCAGUGCUUGAAAUCCACUUGGAAGUAGAUUUCUAGCAAGCAAGAAAGAGCUCAUAAUUUAGAAAGCACUGAGAAACUAGAUAAGCAGGUUGUUAAAAUAGUAGUAAAGGACCAGAUUCAAGUACAGUUGUAAGCUUUUCGGUAUCUCCUCUGGGGGUUUAAAUCUGGCUUUAAAAGCAAAGAGGCUUGUUCUUUAACUUUGUAGAAGAAUGUCAUCAGGUAGCUAUUAAACAGCAUACUGAAAAGGUGUUAAAGCUAAUCAGAUUAAAGCUCUUCUUCCUGAAGCCAGAAGGCAGCUGUUCUUUUAAGACACCUGAGUUGUGUGAUCACCUCAAUAAACAAAACUUACUGGAGUGUGAAAUAAAUGCUAAGAAUAAUACCAAAGGGCUGAAUAACAGAGAAGCUGAAGCACCCUCUACUGAUACCAUUAGCAGUGAUUGGGGUCUUCACUCAUGUAUCUUUUGUCCUUUCCUAACUGUCCUCUACAUAUGUUGCUACUUCUCUGCCUGGGGGUGAGCCCUUAAAAAAGAAUUACUUGGUUGUUCAUAAAUUCGGUUUUCCUUCUAGUGAAUAUGAGGAGGAGUAGAAAGCUUUUCUGCUGUUGAGCGAAUUGCAGAUUGCAAGUAAUUUUUCCCUCAGUACCCAUAGUACUUCUGUUUCUCUUAACAUAAUUUUCAGUACAAUAGAAAUGGUCUUGUUGCCCUUCAGAAUUUGGGGGGGUUGAAUGGGGACAGUCAGAGGCCUGUGGUAAACCACACAGGCAAAUGCAGUUGCCAAGGGUCAAGUUCAUGGGCGCUUACAUGUGGCCAUUCUCUCCUUGGCAAUGUUUCUGUUGUGUUGGGCAAUUGAACCUAUUUCUGAGUCUUCUGUGUGCUUGUUAUUAUUUUCUUAUUGAUUUUGAGGUUAGAUAGAUCUGACUUCUCAGCUUCCUAUUUUUGAAGAGCUGGCCAUGCAUAACAUUUUUAUAUCAAGGAUAAAGGAGCUGCCAGUCCUCCUCGCAAGAUCUGAGUCGGGAGGUUGUUGAAGGAGCUGUUUGAUUGUUCUGCUGCUGAUCACUGGGCCAACAUAUUUUAUUCCUAUUUUGUCUUUUUUAGCUUGCAGAAGGAAUCUGUAGAAUACAAAUGACAAGUAAAUGUAAAAAGCAUUUUUGGUAUUAAAUGUGUUUGCAGCAGGGUUUUACUUUGUAAAAUAUGGCCAUGUGUGUUUACAGCUCUGUAAAAGCAUUGCUAACAGGUAUGAAGAUUCUGUUCUCUAAAGUGAGCAUAAGCCCACUUCUUUUAUAUCUGAAAAACACUGUAUGAUUUUUCUGUUUGCCCCACACCCUCCAACCAGCGUGCUCCACACUCUCCAAUCCUCCUUCGGGCAAAAUGUUCUCUCUGAUAGCAAAAAUAUAAGCCCCGAAGACCAUUAGCACAAUUACAGAAAUACUUUGGGUCUCUGAAGGGAUCCCAGGAGAUCAUUUAAUGCACUUCAGUGUUUUUACUCACUAAGUUUCCCAGACUGGCCUCAACCUAAGGUUCAGGGCUAUUCAAGUUAAAGAUGGUACUUGUGUGAGGUCCUAGUCGUGGCUGAACAAACUAAAGCAAGAAUCCUCAAAUUAUUUCAGUUUGGAUUGUGACCACUGCCCAAACGUGCUUUUUUUGCUUCAUCUAGAGGUAUCAGGAUGAUGUGUGUCAGCCCUCGAAAGUGAUUCUUCAACACAGUUUGACUCUUAGGUACCAGGCCACUUUCCUCAUGUGGUAGAACAGAGCUACUGUCUGAUCAUGGCUUCACUUAAAGGAAUCUGUUCUUUUGUUUUCCUUUCACUUCUAUGUGUAUUUGUUUGGCAUUACCUGAGGAGAAACGUAUUUGCUCAGUGGCUUUUCAAAGUACACAAGCUGCAUGCUUAUAUAAAGUAGUAAAUUUAGCUUGUCCAAGCUGACAAAUGCAUUUUUUUGUAUCUUGUUUUUACGUGCAUUUGGCUGUCAAGCAAGAAAACUGCACAGCCUUUGAGUUCCAAUAAAGAUGUUUCUGAAGUAUCUCUAUGCCUGCCAGAACAGAUGUUGGAUCCUGGUCUGACCUAGUCAACUACGUGAGCCAGGCCAGGUGGCCCCUCACUUUCUUUAGAGCUUAAUAAAACCAGCUAAUACCAAAUCAAUCAUAUUUGGCUCUAUGACUGAAUUGUCAGGAGCACGGGAGAAAUGAUCCCUGCUGACAGGGAGUGUUGGCACAGAUGCAGGUUUUGGGAUCUCUUCUUUCAAAGUGGGUAGUAGAAGAAAUAAAAUUAUGUAUUCUUUAUGCAAAAUAUGAUCCCAAAAGGUGUAAUGGGGGCUCUUGCUGUUGACUUUUUAGCCCUCUAGACUGUGUGGCCCACAACUGAUUCAAGGGCCUGGGUAUAGUUGAAUAAUUCAGGAUUUUAGCUCUGGAGAAGUUCUGUUUAUCCGAAGCAUGGACUACAAUGGCAACUUCUUGUGAUGGCAUUUGCCAAGGAAAUCUAAAAUCCUGCGUGGACAAUGUCAUUUCAAAUAAUAAACUCAGGUGAAACAAAAGCGGAGGGAUAAAUACUUCCUGUUGUAUAUGUAGGAUAUAGAAGAUUACUCUUGCCAAAACUGAGUGGAAGACUUAUGGUGACUUCAGUAUUCAUUGGAUCAGGUCUGGACAUCUGUUGCCUGAUUCUAUUUUGUCCGACAUUGUUGCUAACUACUCCUUCAUGAAUAGCUUUAGGAAAGUGUUGUCAGAUGGUGAAUGCGGAUCAGAUGCAUAUUCACCUUUUACUGAAGUUUAUUCUGAAAAGAACUUGUCCAAAGCUUAGCACUGACUUUCUCCUCUUGUAGGUUGAAGGUGAGGGGAAAGUCCCCUUACACAUUAGUCUUUUUUUGCCUCGUAUCAACCUUAUUAGAUGUAAGCAGUUGUCUCUACUGCUAAUUUCUCAGCAGGACUCAUCAAGUAUUUUUUUAAUUGGUGAUGGGGGAGCAAAGCGAGCUUCCUACUCCUAAAUGAAAUGACAUGAGCAAGGAUGUUGAUUCUAACCCAUGUAUGUCUCUGGUUCCCAGUAGCCCUUCGCUGUUAUAAGACUUAACGGCAGCCAUUGGAUGACCUACAUUGGUUUUGAAUGCACAACUGUCUUACCAUGCUUUGCCUUUUGAUCUUAGAGCAGGGCUAUCAGCACUGACGGAAUUCCCCAAAAUUACUACUGUUUUCAGUGUCUCGAUGGUGGGGGUCUCUGCUAGAAGAGUUCAGUGUCUGGAUAUGGAUUUGUCUGAGUUGUCAUUCAACCUUUCUGCCGACAUUUAUUUGUGUGUUUCAGAUGUGCUGACCAUGAAUAUCUUCAGGUGUGGGGGAUUUAAUUCCACAUUUUCAGGUUGAUGCUCCACAAGGGAGUGGCUAAGGCCAGAGAUUUGCUGUAGGAUAAGCACCUUACAUUCACAAUGCCAUCUGGUCAGCCUCUGAAAGCAUUAUCAGAGAAAUCAGGUCACUAUGUGCCUACGAGAGAUCCUAAACCGAACGUGAUCCUAACCUGGACAGUCUGUCUUCUGCAGCCUGACACAAUCAAAAAAAAAUCUCUGUAGUAGCAAGAAGCUGUCAUAUCAAGCCCAAUUUCUGUCGGAGACUCAAACUGUAUCCAGGAUGUUAGUUCAAGAGCUGAUUAAUUCCAGCUGGCAGUAUGGCACAGAUGAUCAGAGGUAAUGAUUUAAACCUUAUAUAGGAGGCAUUCGAGCCCAAGUAUUCAAAAGUUCAAUGCACACAAAAAUGCUUGUUCAAUAUAGAUGGCUGUGAUUUACUGCCCGCUAGGCACUUGUGCAAUCUCUUAACUAUAUUAAUGUGCACAUGUGUUUGUGAUAAGUGUAGUGCAGUCAAAGCAACUAAUAUAUCCUGGCUAAUAGGAACUCUAAGUCCAAAAGCUGAACAGCAGCAAGGUUUCCCUCACCUGCCAGGCAAGAUGGCCCUUAGAACUUAGGUCAGUGAAGAAGAGUGGUUUUCUUCUGGGUUCUGUGAUGUUGUUUGAUCAUCAACACUGAUCCCAACCUUGGGGAAAAAAGGCGUAUACCUGAGGCAACAUUCAGUUAGUCUGUAGCCAAUACAGCUUGCCUCGUCUCUGAAAAUCAAAUCUCUGUAGCAUGUUCUUAAAAUCAACUCCCAGAACUGAAGUGCACUGGAAAAGGAUAUCUUUGCUAGGUAGGUUAUCAAGACAAACGUUCCUGUUUGUGGUGUUGCAGAGCCCUGUGUCACUGUCAGUGCCAGCUGCGUGGAGUGUUCACUGAACAAUGCUAAAAUCUGUUUGCAUCCCCAAAUUUUCCCCAAGAGAUCAGUAUGCCUGGGAAGAAAGAUGUUUUCAUACAAAAAAAAAGCAUGAACAAGUCCAUCUGUUUACAAAUGCUAUCAAAGAAACAAUGAGAUGGUUGAAAACAAGAUUCUGAAUAAGAUGAUAUAAUGCAGCAGUGUCUGCAAGUCCCUCUUUAAAGCUCUUUGCAACUCACUGGUUUUCCAGUUGUUAAUUUUUCAUUACUUGGGAAGCAAUAAAUGAUGGCAGUUGUCACUGGGCCCUUAUCUUGAAGUUCUGUGAAUGUACGAAGGUUAAACAAUUUAGCAUUGUCCUUUGACUUAGUUAAAUAUAUACUAAUACUGUUGCUUUUUUCUGCAAAACUCUUCAGGUGAGUGGUGGAUGAGAGAUUUAGAAAGAGCAAAAAUUGAGCUGAAGGUUAUGUCUAGCAAAGCACUAUGUGCAUGGUUGACCUUAACCUCACGAGCUCCACUUUUGAUGAUCUUUGAAGGAACUCCCCUAGAUUUCUGUCAAUUUAAGUCAAGACUCAACAAUUUUGAAUAUAGCUCCUUAAGUUUGAGAAGUAAAGUCAACCUACUUUUUGUAAUUUUAUUAUAAAAUGUGCUUUGCACCUUUUCCUGUCUAUUGAACAAAACUUUCUCUCUACUUCCUUCUCCAGCUUUCUAUGUUUUCUUCUGUUCCUCAGCAUGAUUUUACACUUUUUGAUGCCAAGUUUUCCUUGUUGGCUCUUCUCACUAACUAGAAAAGUCAUCUUUUGUCUCUUGGCGUGAUGGUCCCACACACAAUCUUUGACUUUGUGGGAUCUUAUCUCAGAGUAAUUCUUCUGCUGUCUGAAUUUCCUCAAGUUUUAAUCAUUGCACUGAACUGUUUUAAUUUGAUUCCAUGAGUUUCUGUCCAUGACACUGACUGGAGUGCACAUUGUCAAAAAGAUGUUGUAUAAAAUGGUGCUGCAUUGCAUUUGUUGUUUGCAGACAUUAUUUUUGUACCAAGGACAGUUUCAGUUACAGGAUUUGAGCACCCUAUAAUCAUCUUAAAGUCACAGUAUGAGUAGGGAUUUUUCUGUUAUUUAAUUUGUAUUUCAGCCUUCACUGCGAUAACUUUGGAUCAUGUAAUCUCAGUUACCAGAUGUGGAAGUCUAUUCCCAGAUAUUUUAUUCAUUCCUCAAGUUAGCAUCUGUUGUUGAGAUUCUUGCUAUGGUUCUAUUUAUUUUAUUGGCAGAUUGUUGUAAAAAAAAAAAUAAGCACAGUACUUUGAGAUAAAGUCCUUGAAGGUGUGGGAGGAGACAGUAAGAGCACAGUGCUCAUAGGUAGACCUAGUAGGCAUGAGGAGCAAACUUCUGGGCUCUAGCCAGGUUCAACUACUUGUUUUGAGACCCAACAUACGUACAGGACUAUUGACUGUAGAAAUCUCUCCAGGCAAAGGCUAGAUAGUUGCUGGAAAGUGUAUGUGGGAAUAGAGUGAUAGUCCCACACAUUUCUGAGGUAAGGUAAAUUACCUCAAAGCUGAAUAUUUAGGCCUCUUGUUAUAGAUGGAAAAUUUUGUUGAAAUACACCUUGCUUUCUAGGUUAAGGACAAGCACUGCUUUGGUGUAAGGCUGCCUGGAUACUCAGAUUUCCUCUUGAUACAGUAAUCAAAGGCAAAGGCUGAGGCGUGCCAUGGGCAGUUGGAUCUCCCAGAUCCUUACAAGUUACCUGCAGCCCCUCUUUUGCAAACACUAAAACACUCUUUGGUGGACUACAACCAGGAGGAGCUGCCUCUGAUAUGAAGCACUGGGAGAGUUACUUCUUUUUCCCAGGAAUUCCCCAAACCUCUGCUGCCACCCACAGUGAAUAACAAUAACUCAUGAUAAAUCAUGCAGGCAAGUGCUCUGAGAUUUUUGUUUUGCAGCCUAGCAUUUUUUCUGAAGUGAUGAAAGCACCGUCUCUUUACCUAUCUGGAAAAAAAACCCAACCCACCACAGUUUGUUGGGAAGCACUUUGACAUCUGUUUGAAAGUUACUGUGGAAAUGCUAAAAUUGCUAGAUGUUUGGUGUCUGCUCUCCCUCUGUUUUCCUCCUGUUGUCAUUUCUUAAUUCCUUUGGAGAUAGACAUCACGGCUCAUGACAGCGUUGUAUAAAACUGUGGCAUGGCAUUAAAUGUAUUGUGGUAUGUGAAAUAGCAGGGCUGACUGACCGCACAGAAUGGUGUUACUCGGUUUUUAAGACCACUUUGUCCUAAGGAGCCCCGAGUACUUCCUGUUCCUAGACCAUUAUCUUGGCAUGUUUGCUCUGCUACCGAGGUAACUUUUAUUGGUUCCUGAUGUGGUACAGUGAGUCAUUUCUCACCGUUUGUGCCUAGCAGAAAUGCUAUCAGAUGUCUGGUAAACUGGGGCCCACAGAGAAUGAAAAUUGGUUUGAUUUAGAUAUAUGUGUGGAGUUUGGCAUGCAAAAUACUACCCAGAUUCUGGUCUGACUCAACUAUAUCAGGCCAUUUAAGGAGUUAGGGACAGGAAAAUCUGACAUUAUUUUUGCCUUAUGAAAUACUGACCGUACAUACCUCCAUAACUUGGUCUCGGUCUGUGCAUGCUUAAACAAUAAAGUCAGUAUUUCCUCCUUCAAGGUCGGUCUUGUAACCUCACAACAACACUUCACUAGCAGUUACUGGAACAAGACUUGAUUUCCUUCUAGCUUUUCAUGGCAGUGGGAGUGAACACAGGUAAAUGUUUUUACUGCAGGUAGACUUCCACUUUUGGUUCAUUUUUUAAAAAGCUCUCACCCUCAGAUUUGGUCAUGAUUGUAAAGUGUAUUUUCAGAGGUAUGAAAUUGUGUGUGGAUACAAUUGUGUACCUGCUCUCUUAGAAAGCCUUGCUGUCCAUUUGGAAAAUAUGAGAAGUUUCUUGCUAUAUUUAUUGCUUUGUAUGUCAAGUAUAUAUGGGAUACAAGAAAAUAAAAGAAAUUUAAAACCUGGCAUGAGGAUGUUACAUGUAUCUAGAGAUGUGAGUACAUAUCUUAUGUUCAGCAAUGGGGGCUACUCCAAAACAGUCGGGGACAGAAGAAUUAUGAUUAUUCUGGGACUUUUUUUUUUCUGUUAAUUUAUCCAGGAAUCCUUCAUCAGUGUCUGACAGUAUGAAGCUUUCUGGGCUUAUGAAGAGCUGGGUAUGGUGCUGAUGAGAGCGCCACGGGUGCCUGGGCUGGGGACAAGCGUGCCUGUGGAAGGGAAUCUGGUGUGCUAUCUGCAGCUCCUCAUGUCCCGCUGCCCUCACUGCCAGCAGUUUCUGCAUAAUCGUGUUUGACCUGAUGCAUCCAGGCUGUGACAGUACUUCGUCAGAGGGGCAACGGGAGAGGUGCUUGCGAAGAGGAAAAAAGGUGCAUCUCAGAGGAUGAGGGAGACUAGCUUUGCACUGGAUCAGAUAUGAGAUUGGGCUGUGAGGUGGGAGGGUAUGUGCAAUGAAACCUGUGCAGUACCAACUGGAGAUGGCAGUGCUGGGAGGUUUAUGAUCUUGAUUUCUUUGGCUUUCCUGCUUAUUCCCAACAAAGUUGCCACCUUCUCUCUUUUCUCCUCUGCUUCCAUUCCAACAAAGAGCGUACCCACUCCUCACAAAUGGCUGGAGCAGGAGGUUCUGCCAGUACAAAUCAGUACAGCAGGACGGAAAACAGAGUUUUUCUCCCUGGGAAGGGCUGGAGGGAAUCCAUGUUUGCAUUCCCCCUGAAAUUUUAAGUUUCUCUGUGGAAUAAUAUCAAGCACAAUAUUUAUGUAAAAAGUGACAAGAUUUAAAAUUGGAAUAUGGUUUUACUGCAACAUGAACGUUUUCCAAAGAAGGAAGAUGAAAAUGUUUAAGGUCAAAAACUGAUUUCCAUAUUAGAAAAACUGCUGAUGAAUGGAAAUUUUUUAGUGAUCCUAAUUAUUAAGAUACUUUGUGAAAGCCCAAGACAAAAGUUGCUAAUUUUAACGUGUAAGUCUUAAUUUAUAAGCUUUUCAAUUUAUUUAUAGGCACAAGGGAGCAAAAGUAGAUCACAUAUGAUGUAAAAGUGUAUGAAAUUCCUAAAAAAGACAAAUAAGCCAAACCAAAAAAAUUGCCUUCCAGCACUGAGAAGGAACCAAGUAUCAGAAAACCUAGCUUUUGCCAAGAUUUUCUGCAUUAAGGAGGAAAAUAAUGUGCUACGUGAUGCCUGAAGAAACUGAAGUUUGUGUGCAAGCUUUAAUUAGUUGUUUGCCCAAACUUUGUCCCAUAAUUUCAAAAGCAGCCAGCCCUGUUGGGUGCUUCUGUUCUUGUUAUCCAUUUUAGGACACUCCAAGUAGGUUCAAGUUGACAUAAUGCUUGUGGUCAGAUGCUUGUAGUCACUUCUCUAAAUCUUGGGUUUCCUUUCCAUGAAUGAGGAAUGUUUUUCUUCUUCUGUUUUGUGGAGAGUAUCUUCCUGAAUCAGUUGAGUUACCAGUUUUCUUCAUGGUAUGUGUUUCAUCACGCUACCUAUAAGGAAGAAAUUUUUUAUGAUGAGGGUGGUAAAACACUGGAACAGGUUGUCCAGAGAGGUGGCAAGAUGCCCCAUCCCUGGAAACAUUCAAGGUCAGGUUGGGCAGGGCUCUGAGCAGCCUGAUCUGGUUGAAGAUGUCCCUGCUUAUUGCAGGGUGGUUGGACUAGAUGACCUUGAAAGGUCCCUUCCAACUCAAACUAUUCUAUGAUUCUAUCCUGGGUUUUACCAUUCUCCUCCAUAUUGCUGAGGUUUAGCAUAGCUGCUCAGUGGAGCCGCAAUAUAAAAAAGGGUGUGUAGAUAGCUGCGUUUGCUCAUGUUCUUUAAACUUCUCAAACCAAACAGUACAGUAUUGCUUUCAGCUUUCUAUUAUUGAGCUGAGAGAGGUUUAUAAAUUUGACCAAGAUCAUUAAUCAUCACUAUCUUUUGAUUACUUUAAUUUGAAUUUAAUGAUCUUGGGCUGAUUAUUUAUAGACUGACUGUGCUAGAGAUGAAAACUGAACUUAGACCCCUGUGAGUCAGAACUGUAACAAUGAGAUCAUUUUCCUUUCAGAUGUAAAAGUGUUAAACUCAUUCAAUUGAUAACAGGAGAAUAACGUAGUGAGAGAGACAAGUGUUUAUUGGCUUGCAUUUGAAUCUUGCAGGACUAUAAAAAAUUCCAAGUCAUUUUAACAAAUUUGCAUAUCCCAAGUGAUGAGAGUAUGCUGUGGAGAGAUGCAUAAACUCUUAUAUAGGAAGUGGCAUAUUUGUUCUGGCAACAGGGAGGAUCAGAGUUUGGUGAUCAUGGCCAAGUGCUCAAGCACAUGUCUCUGAUGAAUCCACCAAAAACACAGGACUGUUUCUCUUUUGCUGUUCAGUACUUUUGCUGUGCAAUCGUAUUGUGAGUGUGCUUCCCUCUUAUAGUUGGUAAUUCAAAACACAGAGAUAGUGAUGGACGGUGGAGACAUCUGAGGGACUUCAGAUUCUUCUCUGCUGCCAUCAGACUAGCUUAGAUUCCUGUGCUUCCCACAGUUUCUCUCAGCAGCCAGACAGAAGCAAUGGUGCUGUGCUAGGAAAGCACAAAGGAUAGCUCCUGUAAAAUUCUUCACCAAAAACACUCAUCUGAAAUUGCCAUCAACAGUUGUUCCUGGAUUUUCACCAUGAUUUGUACUCUGUAGUAAUGGGAGUUGGUGGAGAGUGGUGAUGUGCCCCAGUAUAAAUCAUCUUUCAGUCCUUUGUGGGGAGAUUUUGAGGAGAGGGAAUGAUGUGGUUUGGGCAGGCAAGAGUGUUGUGUUUUGGUUUGGUUUGUUUGUGGUGGGAACUGCACAUUUAACUUUGUCUCAACUCUCUGCUUAUACUGACUCAGCUCUGCUGAAAACAAAGAGCACUAUGACCCACCCCCACCACCACCCCCGGGUCCCAGCCAGAGCAAACAUACAAGCAACAAGUGUGUUUGUUAUGUUUACUUUAUCUUAGCAAGUCCUGCUGCUGUUAAUAUGUUUGGAGAACAGCUUGGACAAUUCUUGCUUGCAUCAUGCUGUGGGACUUCUAGUGAACUGACCCUUCGGAGUGCAAGGAACAGCCCCAGCUGUGGUUACAGGGUUGUUAGGGUGUAUGUCACAGGCCCUCCUGCUCCUCUUCCUUUGCUUUCAAAGCUAAAUGAGAAAUUCCCUAUCACAUUCAAAGAUGUGAGAAUAGGGAUAGUUUUGAGAAGGAUCUUGAAAAUGGCUGAGGCCCCACUUCUCUCCUUCAUGGCUACUGCAUUGAUAGCAAUUCUGAGUGAAUCCUACUGUGCAGAAUGCUUCCACAGCCCCUCUUAUCCUCUGAUUUAGAGAGGGAAGGCCAGAGUGUAAUUUGGACUCUUUCCGUACGUGCUGAGGUUUAUAUAAAGUUUGCAGUGCUUUUUACAUUGAAUUUAUUUACACACACAAAUGCACACACAAAGAAUGCUGAAUAUUCCUCUCCAAGGUAACAGUGUCAUAUGCACCCAGAAUUGGAAGAUGAGCAUAGGAAAAAGAGUAGCUUGAGCUGUUGUUACAUGAAUGUGAACUUCAUUACUUAUCAAUACUGUCCAAGGUCUAGAACAGAGGGGUUUUUAACUCAGAUGGAAGCAGGCAUAAAAUCUGAAGACUGUUCAUAGUUAAUAUAAAGCAAAGCAGGACUGUGGAAGAUCAUGUCUAUUAUUUCUUUAGUUUUGGUUUUCUCCCUAUUUUUAAAUUGUGAAUGCAUGUAAGCACGCGAAAACUGAUUGAAAUGCAACUCAUGAAAACCUCACAUUUAUAUGCCAAGCAGGCAUUCCCCAGGUAGGCAGCUCUAAUGUGAUUGCCCUGAGGUGGAAGGGCCACCCACAAUGUGGAAAGAGUAAUUUAUCUCUAUGCCAGCUCUGUCUUUGCCCUCUCUGCUUGGGCUGCCAGCACGGGUGGCAGUGAGUGCCAGCUGGGCUGCUGGUGCCCGAGCAGGGGCAUUUGCUCAUCGCUGGCUGUAAACAGGCCUCCUCCCACCCCCCUGCAGAGGAAACCCUGGGCUGGUAUUGAUAUUGCUGCGUAGUGUGAGGGGCUGUGGUCUCGUGGCAUUUUAUGUGCAGUUUUAGUGUUGCCAUCUGUUGCCAGUUCUAGUCUGACCUACGUUUUAGGUUGGGCUUUGGGAUUGGGCUCAAGAACAGCUGUCUUGGUGGGGCCUGUGAUUCCCAUAUUCAGGGAUGAGGAAACAGAAAAAAGGGCAGCUCUCAGUACUGGUGGAAGCCCAUCUCUUGUUAGCCAUAUUUGGUUAAGGAAGGCUACUAGUUUUAGACUUAAUUUAGGGUUUAGGGCUAAGAAAAGUAAACAUGUUGGGGCCCAGCUUUUUCGAAGGUUCUCGAAGGCUUGGAGAGAUAAGAGGUCAGGACCUGGCAGGGGCUUGUGUGUGAUCAGUUUUGUGUCUGGCCACUGUGCCCUGGAAGGUUCUGGUUUUGGUUUGGGAUAUGGGUUAAUGCUGGGGAAAGAGAAGCCUCCAUGGCUCAGGGCAUCCCAGGGGGCUUCCAAUGCACAAAACAGCAGUUACAACCAUGCUGCACCGGUACUGGUAUAUCCAAGCUGCAGUCAGAAGGGGCGAAGUCUGCAAAAAUUCUCAUUGCAUUAUUGUAGAGUCCUUCAACAUUUUAACUUUUAUUUUGUAAAAAUUCAGGUUGUUAAUAUUGCUAAUCAGUGACCCAAACCCAGAGCUUUUGUUCUGAAAAUAAUGAAUCUUCCUAGAUUUGUUUUCAUACUGAAUAGUAAACAAACAGAACAACCUGCGAAAUUAAUUGGUUCGGAUCAGAUGGGUAUAUUUCAUUCUUUUGUGUUUCUUGCUACUUGAUAGGCUAAAAAUAUAUGAAAUAGUUUCUUCUACAUAGAGAGAGAGAUCCUUCCAUUCCUAAAACUGUUGGGACAGAUAUAUUGCUCUCCUGAAACCCCUCCUGCCCCCUUUCUUCCCAAGGAGAAAAUUCAUCAAAAUCAGCCUGGCUCCACAAGCUGUAUUGGCUUUGAUCAAGGCAUAUUUUCUGAGAGAAUACUCUGUCAGAGUAUUGCUGUGUUAGGUAUGUAUCUGAGUGUGCAUAGACUUGUAUUAGCUAGGCUUUCAAACUGUAAGGGGAUUAAGAGCUCAAACUCUGAAAUUCAGGAGUGAGACAUUUUGCUUCCUUGGAGAUGCAGGCCCUAGAGAUUUAGAUCCCCAGGGGAAUGCAACCAGGGGAACAGACAGCUAUUAACUUUGACAAAAGCUCUCCAUCACUUUUUCUAGGAAAAUACUCUGCAGAAAAAAAGUGUGUUGUUAGUUCCAGAUUGAGGAGGCAGGUGAGAGGACAUUUAGGUGCUAUUUAUGUUUCCUUUUGGGCACUAUAUAGAUGCAUUUCUGUGAUUUUAUCAGUAGUUUAAUAUUACUUUUGAUAGUGGUGGCAUGGUUAAAUCUGUAACAGGGAUUACUUUUAUAUCUGUCUUCUAUAUGUGUAUCUACUCCCACUCAGUUUUCAGCUUUGGAUCCCCAUAUUGUGAAUUUAAAUGCACUAAACGUAUAUUUGUUUUCCUUAGUUGCCUGCUGCAGGUUCCUCUGAGCUUUACAGGCCCCUGCUGAAGUCAUGCAUUGGUUUGACAUGGAGCCUUUGCAAACACUGCUCUACAAGAAUAGUCAUACAGAGUCACACCAAAGGUCUGAUCUUGUAGGAGAUUGUUGGAAAAAGAUCAAGAUGACAAAGAGCCUUCCCCUGGUUUAGCUUUCGAGCUUCCAGCAGGUGGUAAUUUAGUGCCUUACUGAGCCAGGGUUUGCAUCUGUAUCAUCACAUUUGCGAGUCACCGACGAACUUAGUCUUCAUUAAUAUUUCUAAUCCAUUUUGGAGCCUUUUUAGGCUUUUGCUCUCUGUACCAUUCCUUGGCAAGUUCCACUAUGGAUGGCAGAGUUGACCUCCCAGCAGCACCGUAGGUCCAGGGGAAUCUGAAGGUGCAGCAACGCCCCGUCCGCAGCACGAGAGCAUCACAGCACUCUAUCUGCAGCAAAGACUUCUCUCCCACAGCCUCCUCCAUCAUUUGUUUACCCUGCAGUUUCAGCUACUGCACAAAUACAGUACUAACAGCUGAACCUAUGAGAGUUACACUGAUUCCUCCAAAUCUUGUCUCAGAAAUGAGUCCCACAGCUCCCUGCAAAGUAAUUGGUCUAAUUAGGUGGUAGGAAGGAGCUUCUUUAAAUUCCUCAGAAAUUAAGACGUGUCAUCCGCUUAACAUCUUAGCAUCUGUUACUGCCUCUUGCACAUUUCUCCACUACAUCAGCCUGAAGGACACUUUCCUGGACCUUUCAAAAGCAAAAAAAGAAAAAAAAAUAAAAAGAAACCACCAAAAAAACUCAAGCCUUUGAAACAGAAGAAAUUGGCCCUUUCCUCAGUGGGAUGAAGCACGUAAGGCAUUUCACCCCCUCCUUAUUUCUCAGUUUGAUGCACAUUUGCCUGGUUCAGGCAAAUUAUGCCCCCUAUUUCUUUGAUAACGGAGCCAGAAGCACAAACGGGAACAUGGCACUUCUCAGCCUUUCGGAGGACACACCUGUUGGUACCCAUGUGUACACUCUGAAUGGAACUGAUCCCGAAGGAGAUCCCGUGACGUAUGGCCUGGCCUACGAAGCUGGAUCAAGACGCUACUUUUCUGUUGACAAGAACCUUGGAAAUGUUACGCUGAUCGAGGAGCUUGACAGAGAGAAGGAAGAUGAGAUUGAAGUUAUUGUUAGUAUUUCGGAUGGCCUGAGUACAGUUUCUGAAAAAGUCAGGAUCCUUGUAAUGGAUGCUAACGAUGAGAGCCCUGAGUUCAUCAAUACACCUUACAUAGUCCAAGUCCCAGAGAACGCUCCCUCUGGCAGCAGUAUCUUUAAAAUUGAGGCAGUGGACAAAGACACAGGUUCUGGAGGAAGUAUCACCUACUUCUUGCAGAACAUCCAUGCUAAUAAGUUUACAAUAGACCGUCACAGUGGUGUCCUGCGCAUCAAAACAGGGGUCACCCUGGACUAUGAGAAAUCAAGAACACAUUUUGUCAUUGUUGUGGCCAAGGAUGGUGGUGGAAAGCUCAGGGGAGACAACAAAGUGUUUUCAGCCACAACAACAGUUACUGUCAAUGUGGAAGAUGUGCAGGACACUCCUCCCAUGUUCAUCGGGACUCCCUACUAUGGAUACGUCUAUGAGGAUACACUCGCAGGCUCUGAGGUCCUUACUGUUAUUGCUCUUGAUGGAGACAGAGGAAAGCCUAACAGUAUUCAUUACUGCAUCGUGAACGGAAGUGAAGGUUCAUUCGAAAUCAGCAACACAACUGGAGCCAUUUCUGUUAUAAAAAGCCCAAAUCAACUCAAGAAAGAAGUGUAUGAACUAAAGGUUCAGGCAUCAGAAGUCAGUCAGGAAGGUGAUGUGUCAGUUUAUGCUUUUGCCAUGGUGACUAUACGAGUGGUCGACCUCAACAACCAUCCACCAACAUUCUAUGGAGAAAAUGGUCCCCAGAACAGAUUUGAACUGACUAUGUACGAGCAUCCCCCAGAGGGUGAAAUCUUGAGGGGAUUGAAGAUUACAGUCAAUGAUUCAGAUCAGGGAGCCAAUGCUAAAUUCAACCUCCGUCUUGUUGGACCUGGUGGCAUCUUCCGAGUGGUUCCCCAAACUGUCCUGAAUGAGGCUCAGGUGACAAUAAUAGUGGAAAAUUCCGCUGCUAUUGACUAUGAAAAUUUCAAGGUGUUAACCUUCAAGCUUCUUGCAAUAGAGGUGAACACACCGGAGAAAUUCAGCUCGACGGCUGACGUAGUGAUACGCUUGCUGGAUACCAAUGACAAUGUCCCGAAGUUCUCCUCCGACUACUACAUUGCCAGGAUCCCCGAGAACUCCCCAGGAGGCUCAAAUGUAGUUGCUGUUACUGCUACAGAUCCAGACUCAGGGCUUUGGGGAGAAGUCAAAUACUCUAUCUAUGGAACAGGAGCAGAUCUGUUCCUAAUCCACCCAUCAACAGGUAUAAUUUACACCCAGCCCUGGGCUGUAUUAGAUGCUGAAGUGAACUCAAAGUAUAAUUUCUAUGUGAAGGCAGAGGACACAGAUGGGAAAUACAGCUUGGCUGAAGUGUUUAUCACUGUGCUAGAUGUCAAUGACCACUCUCCAGAGUUCAAUGAAAACAUCCAGGAAAAGACAAUGAUCGUCGGGUCACCGGUGAAGAUAGAGGCUAUAGAUCAAGAUGCAGAAGAACCCAACAACAUUGUGGAUUAUUCCAUCAUGCAAGCAGAUCCAGCCAAUGUGUUUGAUAUAGACCAAAGCACUGGGGAAAUCAAGCUGAAAUCCUAUAUCCGUUCCCUGGACAUCAUACACAACAUCACAAAGAACAAAGACUGCAUAUGGUCAGUGGUGGUGCAGGCUAAAGACCGCGGCUCCCCAUCCUUCAGUACCACGGCAGUUCUGAAGAUUGAUAUCACAGAGGAGACUCUUCACAAAGGGCCUAUGGCCGCCUUUUUGAUGCAAACUAAAGAUAACCCCAUGAAAGCCUUAGGAGUGCUAGCUGGUGUCAUGGGCAUAAUGGUGCUGAUAACUAUCAUGAUCUCCACUGCCAUGUUCUGGCGCAAUAAGCGGUCCAACAAAAUCAUGCCGGUAAGAAGGAUCAUAAAAAAGAGACAGACCCCGCAGUCCCGCACAGUCAGGAUGGAGUGGCUGAAGUUCAAGAGGCCCAGCAAUGCUGCAGAGAAGUUUGUCGUUGAGGAUGAUGCCAAGAGCCUACACAAUGAGAACAGCAACAACAACAUACAUGUUGCCCCCAUGCCGCCGACUGCCCCCUUGCCCCCACCGCCCCCCACCCUGGCUCCCAGGGGGGACUCCCCAGGGUGCUGGGUGCCAACUGUGUCUGGCUCCCUCACUCCCAAGUUUAUAAACAAGCAGCUGAAGAAGAGAGGUCACAGCAGCACCCACAACGCCCUCGUGUCAGAACUCAAAAUGAAGUUUGAGAAGAGGAACGCAGCUGUCGUAAGAAGGCACUGAAGGCAGAGCACAUCUUUUCACUGGAUCUAUCCCACAGUUGCUCCCUCAUGUUCAUUUCUGAGGAGAUAUUUUUCAGCUGGGCCUGGCUGUUUCCCAUCCCUUGGGGAGAAGGCAGCGUGCACCAGGCUGGCUGGGGAGCAGCACCCUGCACCCUCUGCCUGAGCUCUGGUCAUGCAGGGCAGCUGUGCCGUCAUGGAUCGGCACCAUGAACAUCAAGAGGGGGAGCAAACCCCACAGGACAGGACACUGUUAAUUCAAGGGGGUCAUGAGACUCUUCUCCAGCUGUCAUUUCAGCUGGCCAGCAGACCUGCCCCUUGGGGGCUCCUUUUCCCUCACCCUAUUAGCUGGUCUAAUUUCCUUUGUUUGCAGCAGGACUUCAUCAGUUUAGGGGAUGGCUGGUUGAAUGAGAAGUUACCCACUUAUGGGAAAAAUCUUGUGGUUUUUAACUUCAAGUCACCUAGAAGCCAGAGGGUGACUGUGGCUCAUGUCACCUGCAGGCUCAACUACGAGCCAUAGCCGAGAGGUGCAGCAGGGUCUCGGCUGGGGGCCAUUGCAGUAGCACUGCUCCCAGAGCCUCUCCUGCUGCCGUUCUCAUUUCCUCCACUGUUUUCUUGGUUAUCCCUCCUCCUGGGGCUGUGUGGUGUGGGGCCCAGGCUCUUGUGUUGUGUGCAGUCACCUCAUCCUUGUCCUCUGGCUGCAAACUGGUGGGAGGGAGGGCACGUGCAGUCCCUGGCCCCACACCUGAUGCCCUGCAUGAGCACACACCUUCUGCUGGUUGUGUCUCCACCAGGUUCUGCAAUGUUGCCCGAGGUACCAAAAGUUCGUGAUUUAUUUACUACUGUUUUACCGAUGUUGUGUUGAAGCCAGUAUUCAAUGUUCAUUCUCCAAUGAGGAAAGCCUAUAAAGACCAUUCAAUUAAGUGAGAUUUAACAGGAAUUAUAGGCUUAUAGUCUUAGAGAUUAUAUUUAAAAGGGAAUAAAGAUGUUUUAUUACUAUGUUGUGAGACUGGUUUCCAGUUACUCUGUAUUUCAAAUUCAGGGUGGUUUUUUUUUAUAAAUAAAAAAACCCUGCAAAAGGUG